This is a messenger RNA of Vitrella brassicaformis, 3244 nucleotides long. Lineage: Eukaryota; Vitrellaceae. The record is from the annotation of a GenBank genome assembly.
UGGGACACGUCACAGCAUCAGACAGACAAAAAACACAACGAACGAAAAACAAAGAGCGAUCGAACCAAUAGCUAGGCUGCCUGGUACACGUACGUCACAGAUAAACCACGUCACGGCUCCAAAACACACAUGAUGUGUCUAAUUAAUUGUCCAGCGUCCCCGACCGGCCCCUGCGCAGAGCCCCCUCCCCAUUCAUGGUCGUGUCAGCCACCAGUGGGCCAUCGGCGCACGCAUCGAACUGCACAACACACCACAGAACGUACGUACGCACAAUCAGACAUACAUGCAUUUGGCAUCCAUCCGUCCGUCGAUCUCACCUGCGUCUGUUGGAUGAUGUCCGCUUCGUCGGUGUCGGUGUCGCUGGCCGUGUCUGUCUCGGUGCCGGCGUCUUUGCUGUCGGUCACCUUGGUGUAUGGGACGCCGCUGCUGCUGCUGCCGGUGGGCGUGACUCGGUCGCGCUUGUAGGUGAAAUGCAAAGAGCCGAACACCACAAAGCACACCGACCACGGAAUCAGCUGACACGCGACACACAGGCAGGCAGGCAGGCAGGCACGGGCUUUACACACGAAUGGUGUCCUCUCUCACAUCGGUCACUUACCAUGGCCACGGUCAGGGAGUUCGCGAGAGCAUUCAGGUUGUGGGUGCGGACCUCCUCGGCCAUGCUCUUGACAUCCUCUGUCUGCAUCUUGUAACCGUAAAACAUCUGCAGCCGAUCCCCACGCACAGCAAACGAUACAUACCCGCACACGUAUACACAAAAGGAAAGUUACGCCGGCCCGGCCACACUAUACCUUAGCCAGGAGGGCCACGGUUGGUACGCCGAACAAAGCCGCAGAGGAGCCCUCAAUCGCCACCAACCACGAGAAGAUGGUGGCGCGGUCACAUGGGUCGACGAUAUCGGUGAGCACCGGCCUGUUGGUGGCCGACGGACACCACGACGCCACCUAAACACAUACAUAUUCGACACAGCAUGCUUAUGCUUACACACCAAGGCCCUUUCUCGCCCUCACUUACGAGGCCAAGGAGGAGCAUCAGGACGAAGUAGCCGAAAAACCACUCCGGCAAUCGUGGCAUAAGCUGCAGGAUAAUCGCCGUCGUGGGGAUGCCCAGGAACACCGACAGCUGUGCAGCGAGCGGCCGCCCGUGUGCGUCGCUCCAUUUGGCGAGCUUGUCCCCCACAUAGCCGCCGAGCAGCCCCCCCAGCCCUCCACCUGCCUGCAGAGCGGCCCAAAGCACAGCUGCCUGGCCGUCCUCCAUCUUCAUGUACUGAAAGUAUACACACUUCAUGGUAUGCAUUGCGAUCAAUGAUCCGUGUACGAAGUCACUCGACGACCAACCUGAAAGUACAUCGUAAACCAGCCUUCUUGGUUGCAGCGAACGAAUAACAGGCAUAGGCAUGGAUGCAGUGCACAGCGGGAAUGAGUGAUUGAUCGGAUGAGCGGUGCUUUGAUACACUCCUCACUCAUUGCGUUCCAAGGGACGGCGCCUGCAUGAGUGAGCAUGUAUAUGGAUAUCGACAUCAUGUAUGAGCACUCAUUGCUGACCGAAGAUGCCUUGGCCCGCGAGGCACCAGAAGCUCGGCUUACGAAGCGACCGCAUCAGCUUCCGAGUCUCGCGCUUGACGCCGGCACAUACGCGCGAUACACGAGUAACACCCUGAUAGCAGGUGGAAGUGAAUGUGAGGUAUUGUUGAUGCGCCGGUGCGUGUGAAUGGAUACGGACCUGUGCUGUGGGAGUCAUGGGCGCGCUGUGUCUGGGCACUUGGAGGUUUGACGCACAGAUGACGACACCCAGGCCUACACUCAUCAGGCCGACCAUGAUAAACCCGACUCGCCACCCAGACACGCCUGCAGUGCAGCCCUCACAACACACACAAUGCGCAAAAGGAUGCAUGGCCUGGCACUAGCUGUAUAUCUCACUACCCACCCAGCAGGGCCAUCUGUGACACGGUGGUGAUGACCAGGCUGCCUAUGAUGCCGCCAAAGUUCUGCGACAGCUGCACCCAGCCAAAAGCGAUACCUCGCUCGUCCACCGCAAAGAGGUCAGCAAUCAUGCUGCACAAAGUCCAGCAGGCGCCCUAUCGACUUGACUUGCGUCUGCCUUACCCACCGCACCCACAUGUGGCGCGGGCCCUACCUUUGGGAGAGCGGGCCCACACCUGACCAUCAGAUACACAUACAGACACCAAACGACGCAUGUGUCGCCUGUGUCCAUGUAAGUGUGUUACGUGUGUGCUGCACCUACUCGCAAGAGCUAUGCCGUUGAUCGACCGCAGGAUGGCCAUCUGGCACCCAACGCAGAUGUCAAUCGUGUGUGCCGACACCAUAUCCGUUGCCCAUCCCUCCGCCAAUGCUCACCUCCCACAGGGUCGACGAAGCCGCCAGGACUAUGGUCACCACCCCCCAAAGGACACACCCGACACACAGCACACUGACAGACAGACAGACAGACAGACAGACAGACAGGCAGGCAGGCACAGACAGGCAGGCAGGCAGGCAGGCGCGCGACACGCACGGGCAGACAAACAGUGAGCGUUCGUGCUUGUCUGUCUACGUGUGGUCUCUAUACUUUGGCCUGCUGUAGCGGUCCGCAAGGAAGCCCCACAAGGGCGCAGACAGUGAUUGGAACAGGCAUUGGUAGAGGGACAGCUGGCCCAAAUCAGUUGGCUGCAGCUGCAACUCCCUUUCCAGUGCACGGAAAGUCGAUGGUAGCAGCUGCCAAUCGGCACCUGAGCCCACACAGGGAGGCCACAACCACACCAACGCUGCGUGGUGGCCACACCGGGUCUCCCGUGCAGUGCAUCGAGAGGCGGCUCACCGUCGAGAGCACACGCCAUAUUGAGAAGAUUCUGAUAACAAGCAGAUGCACAUCCACGCACAGAAACCACCGCACCCCUGCUAUCCCAUUUGCUUACGUACUUGGGUUUUCCUCCUGACCGCAUCGUCACUGUCGGCGCACUUUUGCAAAGCGGCAGCGUCAGCUGUGCUGUCGUCAUCCACACACAGCACCGACAGAGAGGCCCCGUCACGCAGCGCCUUCAUUGCCACAGCUGCUGCACCAGCGGCACUUCAGUCAGCACCAGUCAGCACACCACAACGAGGAUCUUGCUGCCCGUUGCCUGAAGCCGCGGAUCUGGUCUGUGGUCUGUGUGGCAUUACAGACGGCGCAAAGAACGGGUUCUUCGCCUCGCCUUUCUCCUGCGCUUCCACGAUAGUAACGAAAAGGCCGGGAAAAGCCGACAAGG